Molecule: messenger RNA, 11178 nt
Organism: Motacilla alba alba
Lineage: Eukaryota; Metazoa; Chordata; Aves; Passeriformes; Motacillidae
Gene: MUC2
Product: mucin 2, oligomeric mucus/gel-forming
Exons: 63
Coding region: 1-10950 (3649 amino acids)
Cellular component (GO): extracellular matrix
Molecular function (GO): protein binding
Source: RefSeq, a predicted model, not a curated record
AUGGGGCUAAGAGCGGCCAGCCUCUUCCUCCUCUGGCUGGCUCUUUCCUCUGCCAAUGAAAUAAAAAAAGGAAGGACAAGAAGCCAUGGCCACUAUGUCUGCAGCACCUGGGGAAACAACCAUUUCAAAACUUUUGAUGGAGAUGUCUACCAAUUCCCUGGCCUUUGCGAGUAUAAUUUUGUUUCCGACUGCCGAGAGGCUUACAAGGAAUUCUCUGUCCACAUCCAGCGUGCUCUCAACAGCAAGGGCCAUCCUGAGAUCCAGUAUAUUCUGGUGAAAAUCAAGGAUAUAAUGGUCUACCUCAAACCCAACCUGGUUGUCGUGGAUGGGCGGAUUGUGAAGACACCUUACUACACCUCUGGUGUCCUCAUUGAGAGCAAUGAAAUUUACACCAAGAUUUAUGCCAAAUUAGGCAUGUCUCUGAUGUGGAACCAGGAGGAUGCCCUGAUGGUGGAGCUGGAAAACAAAUUUAAUAACCACACCUGUGGUCUCUGUGGGGAUUACAAUGGCAUUCAAAUCUACAAUGAGUUCAUCAAGGGAGAUGCAAGCUACAACUCAAUUACAUAUGGGAAUAUGCAGAAGAUCAGCAAACCCAAUUCCAAAUGUGAAGAUCCAGAUGAAACUCAGGCUCUUCCAAGCUGUAAUGACCAUCGUGACGAGUGCCAGAGGCUGCUGACUUCCCCUGCAUUUGCUGAUUGCCGGCUGCGUCUUAAUUUGGAAAUGUACAUCCAAGCCUGCAUGCAGGACAAGUGUGCCUGCAAUGGGAAGGAUGACUCCUUCUGCCUCUGCAGCACCAUCUCCGAGUAUUCCCGCCAGUGCUCGCACGCAGGCGGCCGCCCGGGAGAAUGGAGGACACAGAGCUUCUGCCCCAAGACCUGUCCUGCUACCAUGGUCUACAGAGAAAGCAGCUCACCCUGCAUGGAUACUUGCUCACACUUGCAGGUCAGCAGCCUUUGUGAGGAGCACUACAUGGAUGGCUGUUUCUGCCCUGAAGGAACUGUGUAUGAUGAUAUCAGUGAAAAAGGCUGCAUCCCUGUUAGCCAGUGCCACUGCAAACUUGAUGGAAAGACGUAUGCACCUGGAGAAAGCAUUUCCAAAGAAUGUGAAGAAUGCACCUGUAAUUCAGGCAGAUGGACCUGCAAAGAUCUACCCUGUCCAGGUACAUGCUCAGUGCAAGGAGGUUCCCAUUUUACCACCUUUGAUGGGAAGAAAUACACCUUCCAUGGAGACUGCUACUAUGUGUUGGCCAAGGCUACUGCAAAUGAGAGUUAUGCUCUCCUGGCAGAAUUGACUUCCUGUGGCUCCACAGACAAACAGACCUGCUUGAAGAGUGUUGUGCUGUUAGUGGAUAACAAAAAGAAUGUGGUGGUUUUCAGAUCAGAUGGCAGCGUGCUCCUGAAUGAGAUGACAGUGAAUGUGCCUCAUGUGUCAGCCAGCUUCUCAGUAUUCAAACCGUCUUCCAACUACUUUGUUGUACAAACUCCUUUUGGGCUUCAGAUGCAGAUCCAGCUGUUUCGAGUCAUGCAGCUGUUUGUGACUGUGGAACAAUCACUUAAAGGAAAACUUCAAGGUCUUUGUGGAAACUUCAACGGAAUGGAAGGUGAUGACUUUAAAACAACCAGUGGGCUGGUUGAGGCUACAGGAUCUGCCUUUGCUAACACGUGGAAAGCUCAGUCCACCUGCACAGACCAGGUAGAAAAGCUGGAAGACCCCUGCAGUCUCAGCAUUGAAAGUGCAAAUUAUGCUGAACAUUGGUGCUCUUUGCUGAGAAAUCCAAAGGGUCCUUUUGCAAGAUGUCACAUUGCCAUUGAUCCUUCAGAAUACUAUAAGAAAUGUAAAUAUGACACCUGCCUCUGUGAAAACAGUGAAGAAUGUUUGUGUGCUGCCCUGUCCUCUUACUCAAGAGCCUGUGCUUUCAAAGGGAUCAUACUGGGAGACUGGAGAAAGACUGUCUGCAGCAGUGAAGCAUCAUCUUGCCCAGGAAAUCAGGUCUUCCUUUACAACCUUACAAUGUGCCAGCAAACCUGUCGCUCCAUUGCUGAUGGUGAAAAGUAUUGCUUGCAAGACUUUGCUCCUGUGGAUGGCUGUGGCUGCCCACCCAAUACAUACUUGGAUAACCAGGAUAACUGUGUGCCCGUCUCCCAGUGCCCAUGUUAUUACAAGGGAUCAUACCUGGAACCUGGGGAGUAUUUCUCAAAAGAUGGAGAACGCUGUGUUUGCCGAAAUGCAAAGAUCCAGUGCACUUCAGUGAAAAUAAGAAUGAAAAGUGAAAAAGAAUGUUCUUCUGGCAAGAGAUACUUUGACUGCAAUGCAUUCUCAAAGUGGACUUCACAAACACCUCUACAACUUAGCUGUCAUACUCCUCAAACCGAUCAUUUCCAGACAGAGUGUGUCUCAGGCUGUGUGUGCCCUGAAGGUCUAUUUGAUGAUGGCAGAGGGGGCUGUGUUAAGCAAAAAGAUUGCCCGUGCAUCCAUAACAAUGAGUGGUAUUCUUCUGGAGACAAGAUAAAAGUGGACUGCAACACCUGCACCUGCCAGAAAGGGGUUUGGAAAUGCACUGAUAAUGUGUGCUAUGGGACUUGUAUGAUAUAUGGAAGUGGCCAUUAUAACACUUUCGAUGGGAAAUUCUAUGACUUUGAUGGGAGCUGUGAAUAUGUGGCUACUCAGGACUUCUGCGGUGACAAAAAUUCCAGUGGCUCAUUCAGUAUCAUCACAGAGAAUGUCCCUUGUGGAACUACAGGAGUCACCUGCUCAAAGGCUAUCAAAAUGUUCCUAGGGAAAACUGAACUGAAAUUGGAGAACAAAGAGUACAAAGAAAUUCAGCGAGAUGUUGGUGAUGUUGUGCAGUAUUGGAACAGGACAGUCGGCCUGUACCUGGUUAUUGAGGCUAGCAAUGGUGUGAUGCUGAUCUGGGACAAGAAGACUACUGUUUUCAUCAAGCUGAGGCCUGAUUACAAGGGCAAAGUGUGUGGUCUGUGUGGCAACUUUGAUGACAAGGCAAACAAUGACUUUACAACGAGGAGUGGACUGCUGGACAAUAAUCCCCUGAAUUUUGGAAAUUCCUGGAAACAAUCUCCCAUGUGCCCAGAUGUCACACAAGAGAUUAAGCCCUGUGAUCUGAAACCACACCGGAAGUCUUGGGCAGAGAAAGAAUGCAGCAUCAUCCAGAGUGAAGUCUUCAAAAUUUGUCACUCCAAGGUGGACCCACUUCCUUACUAUGAGGCUUGUGUUCAUGAUGCCUGCUCCUGUGACAGCGGUGGGGACUGCGAGUGCUUCUGCUCUGCAGUUGCAGCGUAUGCCCAAGAGUGCAUCAAGGCUGAGGCCUGUGUUUUCUGGAGAACUCCUGAUAUCUGCCCGAUAUUCUGUGACUACUACAACCCUCGCAAUGAGUGUGACUGGCACUACGAGCCUUGUGGCAGUAAUAUCACAACCUGCAGGAUGAUCAAUAAUGUCAGCACCAACUUUACAGUACCACUGCUGGAAGGUUGCUACCCCAGAUGCCCUAAGGACAAGCCUAUUUAUAAUGAAGAGACAAAGCAAUGUGUGACUGAAGAUCAAUGUGGAUGCUAUCUCGAGGAUGGAACCCAUGUACCCCCUGGGCAAGAAGUACCCACAGAAGAGAACUGUACAAUAUGUGUCUGUGUCCCAUCAGGAUCCAUUGAGUGUAAACCAGUCCCAGGGUGUCCUUGUGUCAUCAAUGGAACAAGUUAUGAAGAGGGUGCUACUGUGGGAGUCGUACAGGAUGGCGACACAUGUACAAGAUACAUUUGUGCAGAAAAUGGCUCUGUAGUUCCUGGUGAAGUCUAUCCUUGUCCAACAUCUUCACCUACAACCAUUUCAACCUCCUCCCCUCACAGUACUCUUACCACCACCACCACCACCACCACCACAGUUUCCACAACAAGCCGUCCAGUCACUACAACUCCAUGCAUAGUCACAGAACUAAUCUGUGAUUGGACUGAGUGGUUUGAUGUCAGUAAACCUGAAGAAGGUGGUGGUGACUACGAAACAUAUGAUGAAAUAAGAAAACAUGGAAACAAAAUAUGUCCUGCUCCUGAAAAAAUUGAAUGCAGGGCUAAGGAUAAGCCGGAUGUGAGCUUAGAAGAACUUGGUCAGAAAGUAGACUGUAAUGUUAAAUAUGGGCUAAUCUGUAAAAAUGAUGAGCAAGAUGUAACUAUGUGGCCACUUUGCUAUAACUAUGAAAUCAGAGUAAACUGUUGUGAGUGGCAAGAAAUUCCUUGUGGGUCUACAAGUACACCUACUAUACCUUCAACUUCAACCACCACCCAGACAACAAUAAGCACCACCACUACAACCCGGACUCCAACAGAAAUGACCACCACGCCCACAGGCAUCCAUUCCACAACAUCCCCAUCUCCACCCACACCGAGCCCACCAAAAUCGACGACCACUACCUCUCCGACGGAGACUCCCACCACCACCAGCACACCGACAACAACAACCCCUUUUACUGGAUCAACAACACCCAUCUCAACUACUUCAAGCACAUCCUCACCGACACCAACAUACACCACCACCACACCAACUCCAGGUACUUCUCUGGACUGUUCUCUGAUGUGUUUCUUUGCUAUGGGAGAAAUGAAGGAACAGCAGGGCAGAUUUUCUUCCCUUUCUCCUCCUCCUUUGGCAUGUCAGUACAAGUGGAUGACAAUGGUUGUAGAUCUUAGAAACAAGGAUUACACUGUCACACCGAGCACAACAUCCCCUACAUCAGAAUGGACAACCACUUCCACAUCAACAGAGACUCUCAGCAGCACCACCACCACCACCACCACUACCACUACCAGCACCAGCACCAGCACCAGCACCAGCACCAGCACAGCACCGACGACAACAACUGUUACAACAACCAUCUCAACUCCUGGACCGUGUGACUGCAUCUGGACGGACUGGAUCGAUGUGACUUACCCAGACGGUUCUGACAGGAAUGGUGGUGACUACGAAACCUUUGAGAACAUUUGGAAGAAAUACCCCUCCUGGGAGUGUGCGAAAGUUGAGAAUAUUUCAUGCCGAGCAGAGAAAUUCCCUAGCCAAUCCAUUGCAGAUUUAGGGCAGAAAGUGGAAUGUAAUGUUAAUGUAGGGCUCAUCUGUAACAAUAAAGACCAGCAGAUAGGAGGUAUAAUACCGAUGCCAGUCUGCCUCAACUACGAGAUCAGUGUCUGCUGCACCCCCAACAAACCAGAGUGUCUUCCAACUCCAAGCACCACGAGCACCACAACUUCCACAGCUUCCCCCACAACGAGCAGUGUGUCCCCUCCAAUAUCAACCACCUCUCCAACACCAACACCAGUGGAGCCUUCCAGCCCUACCACCACCACCACCACCACCACCACCACGAUGCCUCCCAGCAGCACCACCACUAGCGGCAGCACCUCACAGACAACAACAACUGCUCCUGUCUCAACAACACCCGUUUCAACUACUUCAAGCACAUCCACGCCCACACCAACAUACACCACCACCACCACCACCACCACCACCACAUCUUCAGCCCCACCUCCACCCACACCGAGCACAACAUCCCCUACCACAGAAUUGCCCACCACGUCACCGGAGACUCCCAGCACCACCACCACCACCACUACCACCAGCCCUCCAAGCACAACAACAACAACAACAACAACAACGGUUACUGGAUCAACAACCACCAUCUCAACUCCUGGAAGCACACCUCCUCCCACACCAAGCACAGUGCCCACUACACCAGAAUCGACAACCCCUCCCUUGCCACCGGACACUACCACCACCACUGCCAGCACCACGAUGCCCCCCAGCACCACCACCAGCAUCAGCACUCCGAGCACGACAACUGUUACUGAAUCAUCAACACCCGCCUCAACUACUCCAAGCACAUCCACGCCCACACCAACAUACACCACGACCACACCAACUCCAGGUACAACCACAUCCACACUGAGCACACCAAAAUCAACAACCACUACCUCUCCAACAGAGACUCCCACCACCACCACCACCAGCAGCCCUCCAAGCACCACAACCACUGUUCCUGGAUCAACAACAACCAUCUCAACUCCUCAAACUCCACCGAGCACAGCUACUCCCACUCCAACAGCGUCUGAAACUCCCAUCAUCACUGCCAGCACCACGAUGCCCCCCAGCAGCACCACCAGCAUCAGCACCCCCAGGACGACAACAACAACUGUUACUGGCUCAUCAACAACCUUCUCCACUACUUCAAGCACAUCCACACCCACAGUGGAAUAUACGACCACCCUACCAACUCCAGUCACACCGAGCACAACAUCCCCUACAUCAGAAUGGACAACCACUUCCACAUCAACAGAGACUCUCAGCAGCACCACCACCACCACCACCACUACCACUACCAGCACCAGCACCAGCACCAGCACCAGCACCAGCACAGCACCGACGACAACAACUGUUACAACAACCAUCUCAACUCCUGGACCGUGUGACUGCAUCUGGACGGACUGGAUCGAUGUGACUUACCCAGACGGUUCUGACAGGAAUGGUGGUGACUACGAAACCUUUGAGAACAUUUGGAAGAAAUACCCCUCCUGGGAGUGUGCGAAAGUUGAGAAUAUUUCAUGCCGAGCAGAGAAAUUCCCUAGCCAAUCCAUUGCAGAUUUAGGGCAGAAAGUGGAAUGUAAUGUUAAUGUAGGGCUCAUCUGUAACAAUAAAGACCAGCAGAUAGGAGGUAUAAUACCGAUGCCAGUCUGCCUCAACUACGAGAUCAGUGUCUGCUGCACCCCCAACAAACCAGAGUGUCUUCCAACUCCAAGCACCACGAGCACCACAACUUCCACAGCUUCCCCCACAACGAGCAGUGUGUCCCCUCCAAUAUCAACCACCUCUCCAACACCAACACCAGUGGAGCCUUCCACCCCACCUCCACCCACACCGAGCACAACAUCCCCUACCACAGAAUUGCCCACCACGUCACCGGAGACUCCCAGCACCACCACCACCACCACCACCACCAGCUCUCCGAGCACCACCACAACUGGUACUGGUUCACCAACACCCACCUCAACUACUUCAAGCACAUCCUCUCCCACACCAACAUACACCACCACGUUAUCAACUCCAGGCACACCUCCAUCCACACUGAGCACACCAAAAUCAACAACCACUACCUCUCCGACGGAGACUCCCACCACCACCACCACCACCACCACCACCACCAGCCCUCCAAGCACCACAACCACUGUUCCUGGAUCAACAACAACCAUCUCAACUCCUGGAAGCACACCUCCAUCCACACCGAGCCCACCAAAAUCGACGACCACUACCUCUCCGACGGAGACUCCCACCACCACCAGCACCACCACCACCACUCCGACAACAACAACCACUGUUACUGGAUCAACAACGCCCACCUCAACUACUUCAAGCACAUCUUCACCAACACCAACAUACACCACCACCACACCAACUCCAGUCCCAUCUUCAUCCACACCGAGCACACCAAAAUCAACGACUCUGCCAACAGAGACUCCUACCACCACCAGCCCUCUGAGCACAACAACCACUGUUACUGGAUCAACAACGCCCACCUCAACUACUUCAAGCACAUCCUCACCGACACCAACAUACACCACCACCACAACUGCAGGCACACCUCCAUCCACAAUGAGCACACCAAAAUCGACAACCACUGCCUCUCCAACGGAGACUCCCACCACCACCACCGGCCCUCCAAGCACCACAACCACUGUUCCAAUUACCACCACAAUUACUGAAAUUAUUAACACCAGAACCCCGGUGUCAACCACUAAACCGGUUCCACCCACUGAAGCAAUAGAAACACCUGAACCAGAAACAACAACAACAACAAGCACUCCAGUUACUCCUUCAGUUACCCCACUGCCAACAACAAGAACGACAGAAAUAAGUACAGUGUCUACUACAAGCACCACUAGUCAACAGUCAACAUCACCAGUGUCAACAAGCCCAGUGACAACUACCACAUCUGAAGUCACUGAAACGGAAUCAACCCCCAAGACCACCACUUCAGGCCCCACACCCUCAAGAUCCACCAGCACCACACCAGUAACAGAAACACCUACCCAUGAGACCACUACCACCAGGAUUCCAACCCCUCCAAUAGGAUUUCCUACCUCCACUUCCACGACUGGCACCACCACAACCUCGGGACCAAGCAGCCCUACAGGAACACAACCACCAGUACCGACAACCCCAUUCACUGGAACAGAAUCUACUGCCAAGACCACCACUUCAGGCCCCACACCCUCAGUGUCCACUCCCCCCACCACCACAGCAGGAACAGAAACAAGUACCCCAAGGACAACCUCUGCAACUGUUACUACUCCAACAACAUCACCUACAUCAACCAGCCCUGUGUCAACCACAACCUCUGGUACUACUCCAACAGAAAGCUUUACCACCACUUCAGGAACCACCUUUAGUAGUUUAAUCACAUUCAAUGCAACAACCACCAUCUCCACAACCAUCAAAACCCUUCCUGUCUCAACUACUACAUCUGGGCCUACUACAACGUCAACUGCAGUCACCACUACAGGAAGUUCUACACACAGCACAACUCCUCCAGUUAAUGGCUCAAGUUCAACUACAGGUCUAACACCAACCACUCCCAAAAAAACAUGCACUAUUUUCCCUAAUGAAACUUAUGAGCAAGGUGACUCAUGGAUACUCUGUAACUGCACUAAGGUUAUAUGUAUAGAAGACAACAUUGUCCAGGUGAUUCCAAUAAUCUGCAAUCCACCCCCGAAACCCACCUGUGCCAAUGGACUGUCUCCUGUGCCAGUCAUGGAUGAGGAUGGAUGCUGUUGGCACUGGGAGUGUGAUUGCUACUGCACUGGCUGGGGAGAUCCACAUUACAUGACUUUUGAUGGACUGUACUACAGCUAUCAAGGAAAUUGUACAUAUGUCCUUGUGGAAGAGAUCAAUAAGAAAGUUGACAACUUUGGUGUCUACAUUGAUAACUACCAUUGUGAUGCACGGGAUGUAGUGUCCUGUCCUCGAACACUCAUUGUGAGACAUGAGACUCAGGAAGUGAGGCUAACAACAGCACAACCAAAUACUCUACAAGUAGAGGUGACAGUAAACAACCAGCUCGUGGCUUUGCCUUAUAAGAAGUUUGGUGUGAGCAUCUACGAGUCAGGCAUAAAUCGUGUUGUGGAAAUUCCUGAGCUGAAAAUGAAUGUGACCUACAAUGGCUUGUCCUUUUCCAUUAGAAUGCCCUACAGCCUGUUUGGCAACAAUACCCAGGGACAGUGUGGUACUUGCAAUAACAACACGGCAGAUGACUGCAUGCUGCCCAAUGGAAACAUUGCAGAAAACUGUGAAACCAUGGCAGAUCAUUGGCAAGUUGUUGAUCCUUCCAAACCACAGUGCUCUCCAGGCCUAGUUCCUACAGGUUCACCUAGCACAACACCAACACAGCCUUGCAAAGAAUCAUCCAUCUGCGAGCUUCUUUUGGGAAGUGUGUUCAAGCCAUGCCAUGCAUUUGUCCAGCCUGAGAAGUACUACGCAGCCUGUGUUUUUGAUAGCUGUGUACUUCCCAACCUAGACCUGGAAUGCUCAAGUCUGCAGAUCUAUGCUGCCACCUGUGCUGAUCAAGGCGCGUGCAUUGACUGGAGAAAACACACCAAUGGUGUAUGCUCUCAUGAAUGUCCUCCAGGUAAAGAAUACAGAGCAUGUGGUCCUAUUAAAGAGAUGACCUGCAAAUCAAGAGGACAGAAUGAGACAUCAACUAAACAAGUGGAAGGCUGUUUCUGUCCUAAUGGAACCAUGCUAUAUGACUCUGGUGUGGAUGUCUGUGUGAAAACCUGCGGCUGUGUCGGAGUGGAUAUGAUACCAAGAGAGUUUGGAGAAAAGUUUACAGUGGACUGUCAGGACUGUAUUUGCCUGGAAGGUGAACAUGGCAUUGUAUGUGAGCCUCAUGAAUGUGAUCAAAAGAAGGUCACUUGUGAUGGAGAAGGCUUCUAUGAAGUCACUGAAGUCAAUCCUAAAGACUCCUGCUGCCCUCUUUUCACUUGCAAAUGCAAUACAAGCUUGUGCACAGCUAAAGCCCCCAAGUGCUCACUGGGAUUUGAAGUUCAUUCUUAUAUUCCCAGUGGUCAGUGCUGUCCUGUAUACCAAUGUGUUCCCAAGGGCGUUUGCGUACACGAGAAUGCUGAGUUCUUGCCCAACUCCUCAGUCUUUGUUGACAAGUGUCAGAAUUGUGUCUGCACAAAUGAUGUUAACGUCAGCACUCAACUGAAUAUCAUCUCCUGUGAACGUGUGCCCUGCAACACAUACUGUCAACCAGGAUAUGAACUUAAACCAGUGAAAGGUGAAUGCUGUGGAAAAUGUGUGCAGACCAAGUGUAUUAUACACACAGCGGACAAUUCUGAGCUCAUCUUGAGUCCUGGGGACUUUAAAAAUGAUCCUCACAACAACUGCACCAUUUAUAGCUGCGUAGAUGUCCACGACCAGCUUAUCGCUUCCACAUCUGAGAUUACCUGUCCAGCAUUUAAUGAGGACAGCUGCAAACCUGGAACUAUUUCGUUCUUACCUAAUGGUUGCUGCAGAACAUGUGCCCCUCUGGACAGCAGCACACCAUGCUCUGUGCGCCAUAGAAAAGACUUUAUCGUCUUCAAUGGCUGCCGCUCCGUGGACAGAGUUGACUUGACUGAAUGUGAAGGAACAUGCGGAACCUUCUCGCUGUACUCUGCUGAGGCCAAUUCUAUGGACCACAGCUGCUCCUGCUGCAGAGAAACACACACCACUGAGAAGCACGUGGUUCUGAAAUGCCCUGGUGGUCACGCAGUGUCACACAAGUACAUCUAUGUGGAGAGCUGCAGCUGUCAAGACACUGAAUGCCAGAGGCCACUGUCCAAUGAGCAGCAGAACAAUAAAGAAAAUGAGAAGGCGAUCGCUCAGGAACGGAUCAAGAGAGCCAUCAGCUUAACAUCAAAAUGAAGGCAAAAAAUUCCCUCUGGCAUUAUUAACUAAAAGGACUGUAAAAUGGUCUUAGAUUCCUUGACUACUUUUGAACUUUAUUUUUCCCAGUAACUGCAUCCUGUUUGUUCUCUAAUUAAUUAACUGUGGCCUAUUUAUUUGUGCACAAAAUAAGAACACAAAUUUGUAUUCUUACAAGUGUACAACCUCUUGGGUUCUUCCAAAUCUUCUUAUUUUUCCCUGAAUGAU